AUGAGCUCCCCCUUCGACAUCAAUGGCGGUGCCUGCGUCGCCAUGGUGGGCAAGGACUGUGUCGCAAUCGCCUGCGAUCUCCGACUCGGCAUGCAAGCGCUGACCGUCUCCAACAACUUUCCCAAAAUCUUCAACUACGCCCCUUCCACCUACCUCGGCAUAACAGGCCUCGCUACUGACGUGACCACCGUCUCCGAUCUCUUCCGCUACAAAGUCAAUAUGUACCGCCUGCGCGAGGAGCGACAUAUCUCCCCCCAAACCCUGGCCAAUCUGGUCAGCUCGAGUCUGUACGAACGACGGUUUGGUCCGUACUUUGUCUCGCCUGUCGUCGCGGGAAUCAAUCAUACCACAGGAAAACCAUUCAUCUGCGGGUUCGACAGCAUCGGGUGCAUCGAUUUUGCUAAGGACUUUAUUGUCAGUGGUACGGCUAGUGAUCAGUUGUUUGGUACUUGUGAGGGUCUUUGGGAGCCUGGUUUGGGACCCGAUGAUCUCUUCGAGACGAUUUCUCAGGCGCUUCUAAACGCCGUCGACAGAGACGCCCUGUCCGGUUGGGGCGCUUAUGUCUAUAUCAUAGAGAAGGACAAGGUUACGAAGCGAUUACUUAAAGGACGUCAAGAUUAG
Messenger RNA from Talaromyces proteolyticus, 621 nucleotides. Its product is annotated as putative proteasome component Pup3. Gene Ontology annotation, cellular component: proteasome core complex, beta-subunit complex; proteasome core complex. The transcript is spliced from 4 exons. The record is from RefSeq and is a predicted model, not a curated record. Bases 1 to 621 code for a protein of 206 amino acids. NCBI's taxonomy places the organism in Eukaryota, Fungi, Ascomycota, Eurotiomycetes, Eurotiales, Trichocomaceae. Gene Ontology annotation, biological process: proteasome-mediated ubiquitin-dependent protein catabolic process.